This is a messenger RNA of Uranotaenia lowii, 3362 nucleotides long. RefSeq names its product neuropeptide Y receptor type 2 (gene sNPF-R). Gene Ontology annotation, molecular function: neuropeptide binding; neuropeptide Y receptor activity. Gene Ontology annotation, biological process: G protein-coupled receptor signaling pathway. The transcript is spliced from 3 exons. The coding region runs from base 1540 to 3270 and encodes 576 amino acids. Gene Ontology annotation, cellular component: plasma membrane; neuron projection. The record is from RefSeq and is a predicted model, not a curated record. Lineage: Eukaryota; Metazoa; Arthropoda; Insecta; Diptera; Culicidae.
GUCGUGAAAUUGUGUGCCCUGCCGUUGCCGAAUGGUGGUGCUGCGCGCAUUCUGGAGUCGCGUUUUGGUGCUUGCCGCCAGAAAGUUGAAUGGGAUUCGUGGUUUGUGUUAAAAUUUAAGAUUGAUUCCACCAACCCCCCUCAAUCCCUUGUGUCUGUCCCCAUCUUGGAAGUCAUCGCGAAAUUUUUCGGUCCGGCCUGGGAGGGAUAAAUUUAGAUUGAUUUCCUUGCUGCUGCUACUGUUAAGUGAAACAAGAGCGUUUCCCCAAAGUGGGAAUACCGAAGAUCAGCAGAGAAGGUGCAUGUGGAAAUUUCCCAAAGUGUUAAUUAAGCCUUCGAGAGCGUUGGCAAGAAGUCUGGCUCGCUUGCUGGAUGGGUGGCCCCCUUUAAGUGGUUUAGAGCUAGCCAAGUCUUGGAAUGAAUAAGAUGCUACCAGAUUCUCGUUAGGUGAUAAGUGAUAGACAGGAAUUUGCCGGGUCGUGGAAUUUUCGACAUUCGCCGGAAAUUUAGUUCAAUUUCCGAGUUUCAGCAUCUAUAAUUCAUCGGAUACUUAGGCAACUAUCAGUCGGAGCUGAGGAGAGAUAGAAACUCUUGACCAGAUAACCCCUGAAUCGGUGCAAACAAGCCAACAUGAGCUUCGAGGUUAGGCUCCAGCGAUGAUGGCGAAUAGACGACUAAAGCAGCAAAUGGAAACCGGAAAACCGGAAGCGGAAAUCGAUCACUUGAUUUGAUUGGCCCCGCGUCUUCUCUGAAGUUGUCUGCUUGCCGGAUAACUGGGAAGGAAAACACUCAAGGAAUAGAAAAAAAAAACUCUUGGCAGCAUCCGGUUUUUGCAGCUCGUGAAGAACCGGAAGAGACAAGCUGACAAGUUUUCCAAAAGGGGGCAAAUGUACACACAGUUAUAAGAGCAAAAGGGGAAAGGGAAAAUCGCGUGGGUUACAAGCAGUAAAAAGAAGGUGUUGUGCAAUGUUUCUGCAAUCUGCGAUGGUGGAGGUAAAUGUGGCACUUUCUGAGGUUUCCCGCGAUGCGGAGGAAAAUUUCUAACGGGAAAGUGUUUAUGUGAUAGAAAAAAGAAAAGUGAACCCAAAGGGUGAGGAAAAUUUCAAAAACAUCUCCUACCAAGUUCACGUGUUUGUUCCAUAAACCCCGUAGAUCAGCCUAAUCCGGUUGUGCAAUCGUGUGCAGUUUGACGAGAAAAUAAAGUGGAAACGAUAAGCCGGGUUUUUUCGCUAGUUUUCUUCUCGUGUCCGCCCGCCAUCAUUCCCAUUUGGAGGUGGGGAAAAUCCGCGCUGCUGCUCCUGUUUGUUCGAAAGGGAUGAGAAGGCUCCGGGACUGCAAAAAAACCCAGUGACACCAGUGGCGUCACCGUGAUGUUUAUCUUCAACUGAAUCCGGUCGAUCUCAAGUGCAGGGCACAUUACCGGGACCCGCCAGGGAGUGAUAAAAAGUUGUAGACGUUUCGCGCUAGUAGUUACAGUGUUUAUUAUAGCGGCGUUCCGAGAUAAAUAGGAAAAAAAAUAGUUAGCCCACCCACCGUCACGAUGGCCAUUACGGUGACAUUGGCGACCACGCUUGCGAGCGGAAAAAUGACCGACGGCAGUGCUCGUGUUAGUUUACUACCAUCGAGUACGGAAAUGACCACGUACAACAUUUUAAAUGAAGCCAUCAACUUCACCGUGCCGGGAAUUCCGAUUGGGGAGGACCUUGUGGAGAGGAACUCGACUAGCAGUCAACCGCAGGAGAUGGAAGAUAUUAUAAUGUCUAAUCAAUUCGUGCAGACAAUUUUUUACAUUCUGUAUUCGAGUAUUUUUAUCCUUGGCAUUUUCGGGAAUGUGUUGGUGUGCUAUGUGGUCUUCCGGAAUAAGGCGAUGCAAUCGGUGACGAAUCUAUUUAUUACGAAUUUGGCACUAUCGGACAUAUUGCUAUGUGUGCUGGCGGUCCCAUUUACACCAACCUAUACGUUUUUGGGACGUUGGGUCUUUGGGCAGCUCAUCUGUCACACUUUACCGAUGGCACAAGGCUGUAGCAUCUACAUAUCAACGCUGACGCUAACUUCCAUUGCGAUCGAUCGGUUUUUUGUGAUCAUUUAUCCGUUUCAUCCGCGAAUGAAACUGUCGACUUGCAUCUUCAUUAUCAUCUUGAUAUGGAUUUUUUCGGUUUUGGUGACUCUACCCUAUGGUUUGUUCAUGCGGAUGCAUGACGACGCCAACGGAACGUAUUUGAACACCACGCUGCUAAACGCCACGACGCCGGAGAAUAAAACCUAUUACUGUGAAGAAAUGUGGCCAUCGGAGGAUAUGCGUAAGGUUUUCUCGAUCGUAACUUCGAUCCUUCAGUUUGUGCUACCUUUCAUCAUAAUGGCGUUCUGCUACAUCUGUGUGUCAAUUAAGCUGAACGAUCGAGCUCGUACGAAGCCUGGAUCGAAAACAACCCGCCGAGAGGAAGCCGAAAGGGAUAGGAAGAAACGCACAAAUCGGAUGCUGAUCGCCAUGGUUACCAUUUUCGGGGUCUCAUGGCUGCCCCUAAAUUUAGUCAACAUGUGCAACGACUACUACCCAGACAUCAAUGGGUUACCAUUUUUCAACCUUCUAUUCUUCAUUGCCCACCUGACGGCGAUGAGUUCGACCUGUUACAAUCCUUUCCUGUACGCGUGGCUCAACGAGAACUUCCGGAAAGAGUUCAAACAGGUCCUUCCCUGUUUCGAUCCCUCGCGGGGACGCAGCGCCGUCUCGACACGACGAUCCGAGCACCGAACCUGCAAUGGUAACGAAACCAUUCAAGAAACGCUGAUCCCGUCCUCACAAAUCUUACCACCACUGAUGUCCCGAUCACCUAACACCACCACUACCACAACCACCACCAACACUAGUGAAUCCAACAAACAAACAGUAGAUUCCAUUCUCCUAUCAGAAGUGGUCCCACCUCCACUUCAAAACCCUCCCCUCCUUCCCUCGAUACAGUCUCAGGAAACCAUCAUGCUACCGUCCGGAGUCCUCGAGACCCCUUUUGAGGUGAAACUUCCUCCACCGCCGCAAAAGUGCGCUAGUAAUGGUAACUCCAAGAGCAGUUCCACCAAUACAACUACCACUAGUAGCACAACCACUAACAUCAACAACAACAACGGUUUCGGAAAUGGGGGAAUUUCGAAGAUGGCGACCAAUGCCAACAAGUCCGUCACCAUCUCCAGCACCAGUACCAAUCCUAAGCUACAAUCUCUGAUCCUGAUCAACGAUGGUACCUGUGGUGAUACCAAGGUGCCGGAGGUGCUAUAAGCAUACUAAGCAAAAUGGCACAACACUAAAACUAAAAUACAAACGAACGAAAAUCAAAUGUGAUUCAUGUGUGCGUGUGUGGUGAAUAAUUU